Nicotiana attenuata is the source of this 699-nucleotide messenger RNA. RefSeq lists its product as uncharacterized. The record is from RefSeq and is a predicted model, not a curated record. Lineage: Eukaryota; Viridiplantae; Streptophyta; Magnoliopsida; Solanales; Solanaceae. The coding region runs from base 1 to 699 and encodes 232 amino acids. The transcript is spliced from 2 exons.
AUGGAUGUCAAAAGUGCGUUCCUAAAUGGUUAUAUAUCUGAAAAAGUAUACGUGAAGCAACCUCCUGGGUUUGCAAAUGCCACUUUUCCAAACCAUGUAUACAAGCUGACUAAAGCCAUGUAUGGUCUCAAACAAGAUCCGCGAGCAUGGUAUGAAGAAUUUGCUCUUUCCAUGAAAGGUGAAUUUGAAAUGAGCAUGAUGGGAGAACUAACCUUCUUCCUUGGACUUCAAAUCAAGCAGUCUCCUAAAGGAAUUUUCAUCAGCCAAACCAAGUAUACCAAGGAGCUUAUUAAAAAGUUUGGGAUGGAAAAUUCUAAGGCUAUCAGAACUCCUAUGAGCCCAACUACUGUGCUAGAUGAAGACAGCAAUGGAGAAAUGGUUGAUGAAACCAUGUAUAGUGGAAUGAUUGGAUCUCUACUUUAUUUAACUGCUAGUCAACCAGAUAUUAUGUUUAGUGUAUGUAAAUGUGCCAGAUUUCAGUCAGCUCCUAAGGAAUCCUAUUUGACUGCGGUUAAACGCAUAAUUAGAUAUUUAAUUGGUACUACUCAAUUAGGACUAUGGUAUGAUCAUACUAACAAUUUCUCAUUGAGAGGCUUUUCAUAUGCUGAUUUUGUAGGAGACAAAACUGAAAGGAAAAGUACCAGUGGGACAUGUCAAUUGCUGGGAAAUGCCUUAGUAUCUUGGCAUAGCAAGAAAUAA